This is a messenger RNA of Phaeoacremonium minimum UCRPA7, 1248 nucleotides long. RefSeq names its product putative isocitrate dehydrogenase protein. The transcript is spliced from 3 exons. Bases 1 to 1248 code for a protein of 415 amino acids. The record is from RefSeq and is a predicted model, not a curated record. Gene Ontology annotation, cellular component: mitochondrion. Gene Ontology annotation, molecular function: magnesium ion binding; NAD binding; isocitrate dehydrogenase (NADP+) activity. Lineage: Eukaryota; Fungi; Ascomycota; Sordariomycetes; Togniniales; Togniniaceae. Gene Ontology annotation, biological process: isocitrate metabolic process.
AUGGCCUCCUCCAUCCCCAAGAUCAAGGUCAAGAACCCGGUGGUGGAGCUGGACGGUGAUGAGAUGACCCGUGUCAUCUGGAAGGACAUCAAGGACAAGUUCAUCUUCCCGUACCUCGACAUCGACCUGAAGUACUACGACCUCGGUCUCGAGUACCGUGAUGAGACCAAUGACCAGGUCACAAUUGACGCCGCCGAGGCGAUCAAGAAGUACAGCGUUGGUGUCAAGUGCGCCACCAUCACCCCUGACGAGGCUCGUGUCAAGGAGUUCAACUUGAAGCAGAUGUGGCUGUCCCCCAAUGGCACCAUCCGUAACGCCCUGGGCGGCACCGUCUUCCGCGAGCCCAUUGUGAUCCCCCGCAUCCCGCGCCUGGUGCCCGGGUGGAAGAAGCCCAUCAUCAUCGGACGUCACGCCUUCGGCGACCAGUACCGCGCCAAGGACAAGGUGAUCCCGGGCCCCGGCAAGCUGUCCAUGGUGUACACGCCCGCGGACGGCGGCGCGCCCGAGGAGAUUGAGGUGUACCAGUUCAAGAACGGUGGCGGCGUCGCCCAGACGCAGUACAACACGGACGAGAGCAUCACGGGCUUUGCCCACGCCAGCUUCAAGCUCGCGCUCGACAAGGAGCUGCCGCUGUACAUGAGCACUAAGAACACCAUCCUCAAGAAGUACGACGGCCGCUUCAAGGACAUCUUCCAGGAGCUGUACGACUCCCAGUACAAGAAGGAGUUUGAGGCCAAGGGCAUCUGGUACGAGCACCGCCUGAUCGACGACAUGGUCGCCCAGAUGGUCAAGAGCACCGGUGGCUACAUCAUGGCCCUGAAGAACUACGACGGCGACGUCCAGUCCGACAUCGUCGCGCAGGGCUUCGGCUCCCUGGGCCUGAUGACGUCGGUGCUGAUCACGCCGGACGGCAAGACGUUCGAGUCGGAGGCGGCGCACGGCACCGUGACGCGCCACUACCGCGAGCACCAGAAGGGCAAGGAGACGUCGACGAACCCCAUCGCCAGCAUCUUCGCCUGGACGCGCGGCCUGUCGCAGCGCGGCAAGCUCGACGGCCAGCCCGAGCUCGUCGCCUUCGCCGAGUCGCUCGAGAAGGCCUGCAUCGACACCGUCGACGUCGACGGCGUCAUGACCAAGGACCUGGCCCUCGCCUGCGGCAAGACCGCCCGCGAGGACUACGUCACCACCACCGAGUACCUCAACGCCGUCGAGAGGCGGAUGAAGAAGAUCCUCAAGGAGAAGCUGUAA